UCAGUUUACGUCUUCUGACGUCAUUACGCACCUAGUGUUUGGUUUCCGCGCGGAGCCGAUAUGGCAGCGACCAUCCUCGACAGUAAACCGGGCGAGCAGCCGACUGAUGGAGGGGAGGACGCGGACAGGUCGAUGUUGAGCACCGACAGCAGUGGGAGUGGAGAUGACUCCACGGACGGUCUCUCUAAACGCGUCCCCUGCUGUCCUCUGACCCCAUCGCUGUCUCCACGGAAACGGACCAUGAGCCAGUCCAAGACGGAGCCUCCUCUGCUGAGGACCAACAAGAGAACCAUCUACACUGCAGGCAGACCACCGUGGUACAAUGUCACCGGGACCACCUUCAAAGAGGCCUUCGUCAUUGGUCUGUGUGGAGGAAGCGCGUCAGGAAAAACCACAGUGGCCAAUAAGAUCAUUGAAGCACUGGAUGUCCCCUGGGUGGUUCUGCUUUCCAUGGAUUCCUUCUACAAGGUGUUGAAUAAAGAAGAGCAGGAGCUUGCUGCUAGACAUGAGUACAACUUUGAUCACCCCGAUGCCUUCGACUUCGAGCUGCUAAUCACCGUCCUCAGAAAGCUGAAGAAGGGGAAAAGCAUCAAAGUGCCGGUGUAUGACUUCACCAGCCACAGCAGGCGCAAGGAAUGGAAGACAGUUUAUGGAGCUAAUGUGGUGAUCUUUGAGGGCAUCUUGGCCUUCGCCAACAAGGAGCUACUUAAGCUUCUGGACAUGAAGGUGUUUGUCGACACAGAUUCAGACAUCCGCCUGAUACGCAGGCUGAAGAGGGACGUCUCUCAGCGUGGACGCGACAUCAACGGCAUCAUCAAGCAGUACAAUAAGUUCGUGAAGCCAGCAUUCGAGCAGUACAUUGAACCGACGGUGCAAGUUGCUGACAUCGUGGUGCCCAGAGGUGGAGAAAACUUUGUAGCUUUAGACUUGAUUGUUCAACAUGUCCACAGUCAGCUGGAGAAGAGGAAGCUUCGCUGGGAUAUAUCGGCCCUCGCCUCGGCUCAUCAGGGUCAACCUUUACCCAAAACCCUCAGUGUGAUGGAAAGCACACCUCAGGUCUGCGGCAUGCACACCAUCAUCAGGAACAAGGAGACUAACAGAGAUGAGUUUAUCUUCUACUCCAAGAGAUUAAUGAGGCUGCUGAUAGAACAUGCCCUCUCCUUCCUGCCCCUCAAGCCGGUUUCGGUGGAGACACCUCAAGGCACCAUCUAUGACGGAAAGAGGCUGAGCGGUAAAAGAAUCACUGGCGUUUCCAUCCUGAGAGCCGGGGAGACCAUGGAACAGGCUCUGACCGCCGUCUGUAAAGACAUCCGACUGGGAAAGAUCCUCAUUCAAACCAACCACGAUACAGGAGAACCUGAGCUUCACUACCUUCGUCUGCCUAAGGAGAUCAGUGAAGACUAUGUCAUCCUGAUGGACAGCACCGUCUCCACCGGAGCUGCUGCUCUCAUGGCUGUCAGAGUUCUGUUGGAUCACGAUGUGGCCGAGGACAAGAUCUUCCUGCUCUCGCUGCUCAUGGCAGAGAUGGGCGUCCACUCGGUGGCCUACGCUUUCCCUAAAGUCCGUAUCAUCACCACCGCUGUGGAUAAGGAGGUCAACGACCAGUUCCACAUCAUUCCAGGAAUUGGUAACUUUGGGGAUCGUUACUUUGGUACCGACGCUCCAUCAGAUGUUUGUGAAAGCGAUGAAGGGAUGGACUUCUGAGGAGGGAAUAAACACAUCUGAAUGUUUCAGGAGCAUUUUGCUGUGAAAGCAGCAACUGGAAAAUAAAUUCCAGCUUAAUCUGCGCGACUAAAACAACUGAGGUGCUCUAAACUUGUUCCUGUUGGAUCCCAGAGAACGAGCUUGAUGUGGAGGGAAAUCUGCUUUAUGUGCAUAAGCUUACAGAAGUGUUUAAAGGGACCAGAGUCGAAUGUUUCCUGUCAUGCAGGGAUACCCUUGGUUGGCUCUGAAUCACUUCCAGAACAUUUGCUUUCAUAAUUACAGGCCAUAUUGUUUUGUGUGUUAAUUUCUCCUGUGAUACUUUUAAUUUCCUUUUUAUGUCAGUUUACUAAAGACACUUAAAAUUGGCAAAUAUCUCUUAGGAUUGUUGCACUAUCCAAGGCCGGAUAUUGUAAAUAAAUGAAUUGAAUUUAAAUUCAGCGUAGAUCAAGCUAGAUCUGUGAUCAGUUUUAAUUGGAUUUAACAACAGUUGGUGUUAAUCUAUGUUUUGCACUAAGAUGUUGCAUGAAUAUAAGGCAACAUUUUCAUCUGUGAAGAUGAUUAUUCUCCACGUUUCUGUCCGAAUUUAAUAUAUUAGUGCAUGGUUAGCAGGGGAAUGCGAUGAUGUUGGUUAGGUUGAAGCUUUCUGGAAGAAUUUGGGCACAUUACAGUUUAUUGUCUUCAGUCAAGCUGUAAAUGUUCUUAUCUCAGGCAACUUCCACCAAAAGGGACACCAAUCAUAACUACUUGAAGAUUGAUGAUAGAAUGAAAAAGUCAAAGAUUUAACUUAUUUUUCUUUAUUUUUUUCUUUUGAUUUUACUCCUCAAAUUUUAACAUUGCUUACUUAAACAAUGUAUGCCUAUAAGAGCUUGAUUUGUGUUGUUUUUUUAACAAUGCAACAGGUUUUGUUGAUCCUCUAUAUUAAAUACCGUUAUACUAUGGGAUUUGGUCAAAGAUAAUUUGUCAUUGGUUCAGGUUGUGUAUGUAAACUGGCCCUUAAAGGGACCUGUUUUGCUGCUGUUUAACCAUGUUUUACAUGGUUAUUUGUUUUGUUUACAGUAAACUACAUUUUCCAUAUCACAUCUGUAAAUGAAAUAUUUUACUCAGUUUUUUGCAGAGAUAUAGUCAAUACAAGUAAUUUCAGGUCAUUUUAAAAGACUGUGUUCAUUUUAGCCUUGCUACUGUCAAAGUUUAAAGUCAGACAUUUCCUCAGUUGUGCUCAGCUACAAAUAUGUCCAUUUUUUUUAUCCAGCUGUCAUCAUGUGUAUGUAAAACCUUUACGUUCAUAAAAUAUAGUGAUAUGCAUUUAUAUAAAAUAUAGGAAAUCAAAAUACAGCUGACUUGAAAUAACUUCCAGGUGUUACUUGUAUGAAUGCUUACCUCAUAAGGUAACUUUCUGAAAACCAGUAUUCAUCUUAGGCAUCCAGAGGAACAAUAAAUGUAUGUACUCUGGUAAUCUGUGCCAUUUUAUCUUAAACUGUUGUAUUAACUGCCAUAAAUGGAUACUGACUCUGUUUCUGUGAGCCUCUCGUUGCUUAAACAGAAUUAAUAAAUACUUCAAACUGA
Molecule: messenger RNA, 3267 nt
Organism: Girardinichthys multiradiatus
Lineage: Eukaryota; Metazoa; Chordata; Actinopteri; Cyprinodontiformes; Goodeidae
Product: uridine-cytidine kinase-like 1
Exons: 15
Coding region: 61-1704 (547 amino acids)
Cellular component (GO): cytoplasm
Molecular function (GO): ATP binding; kinase activity
Source: RefSeq, a predicted model, not a curated record